Brachypodium distachyon (stiff brome) is the source of this 739-nucleotide messenger RNA. RefSeq lists its product as uncharacterized. Lineage: Eukaryota; Viridiplantae; Streptophyta; Magnoliopsida; Poales; Poaceae. The record is from RefSeq and is a predicted model, not a curated record. Bases 69 to 524 code for a protein of 151 amino acids. The transcript is spliced from 3 exons.
AUCCGGAGGGAACGGUGCUGAGGCGAAGCUGGGGAAGCAAGGAAACUAGGAAAGGUUAGAGGCCAGGGAUGGCGGCGGUGCAAUGGUGUAGCUGCAGCGCGGCGAGCCUGAACCGCUGGUGCCACCGCCCGUCGCCGUCGCCGCCGACCAUGUCAACGGCCCGGCACCGGCAUCCGAGGAGGAUCGGCUGCGUCUCUGUCCCCAGGGAGCUCGCCGCGGCCACGGCGGCGGAGGCACCGCCGGAGAUUGAGGCAGCCAUGGAGGAAGAAGGUGUAGUAGAGUGCCAGGAGUGCGGCGGCGCCGGGUGGCUGCUGUGCGGCUUCUGCAAAGGGAAGAAGAACAACGUCAAGUCGGAGAGCAGCCCAAGGAUCUACCGCCGCUGCCCCACCUGCAAAGCCGGUACAUCCUGUGCGCGAGGUGCAGGGUCUACAGGUGCAUCACGUUCCCGGAGACCGCCGACACGUGAUCCAACGGAGGCAUAUAUAUGUGCAGCAGUUUAUUUAUCUUUCGUCCAUGUAGAUUGAACCAGAAAGCUCCUCCAUGCUUCUUUUUUCCUUCUUCUUCUUCUGUUCUACAUUGCCGAUGAAUGUUCUUCUCCUGGCUUGGACGACAGGAAAAACCAACCUACUUGUUGCCGGCUCUAUGCAGUUUUAAAAAAUGUAUCCGUGGGUUGAUCAGAUUGUUAGCUUCGCCCAAGGAUCAAUCACACAGAGAAAUCACGAACACAAACGAACGGAAA